This is a messenger RNA of Musa acuminata subsp. malaccensis (wild Malaysian banana), 1412 nucleotides long. Its product is annotated as auxin-responsive protein IAA17. The record is from RefSeq and is a predicted model, not a curated record. Gene Ontology annotation, biological process: regulation of DNA-templated transcription. Gene Ontology annotation, molecular function: protein binding. Gene Ontology annotation, cellular component: nucleus. NCBI's taxonomy places the organism in Eukaryota, Viridiplantae, Streptophyta, Magnoliopsida, Zingiberales, Musaceae.
UCGAAGUAAAAGACAUCUCGUUUCUUCUUCCUCUCCUCCGUUUCCUUACUCAGCGCUUUGGAAUAUACUCGUCUUCCUCGCUACCUCUAUCUCUUCUUCUCUUCUCUCUCUUGUGUACUCUCUCUCUCUCUCUCUCUCUCUCAAAGAUCACCACUUUUAAUGGUCGCUGGCUCUCUUUGCGGAUCACCGCCUCUCGAGCAUGAUUACAUAGGUCUCUCGGAGCUCCACUGCCCCGCCGCCGCCGCCGGCAUUGGCGGCGGCGGAGCCGAGGACGGGGCUCUCAACCUGAAGGAUACGGAGCUGAGGCUGGGCCUCCCUGGGUCGGAGCCCGCUGAACGGAAGGACGAGGUUGGCCUCACCCUGGGGCGCCUCCCUAAGGUCUUCGUCUCCGGCGCCAAGAGGGGGUUCUCUGACGCCAUCGACGGGGCGGGGAAGUGGGGCCUCGCUGCCGGAGGGGGCGGAUCCGAGGUGGAGGGCGGGAAAGGUGGCGCCUUGUUCUCGCCGAGAGGGGAGAACGGUGGCGGGGGGCUGCUGCCCGGGCACGGCAACGCCGGCAAGGAUGUGGUGGCGAAGGCGGCCGGGCAAGAGCGGAAGGCCGCCGCACAGGUUGGGAAUUCUGCUGGUAGUAGUGAUCGUGGCGUCGCGCCUGCUGCCAAGGCACAGGUGGUAGGUUGGCCACCGAUCCGCAGCUACCGUAAGAACACUAUGGCAACAAAUCCAUCAAAGAACAAGGAAGAUGCCGAUGGAAAACAAGGUCUAGGAUGUCUUUACGUCAAGGUCAGCAUGGAUGGAGCACCGUACCUUAGGAAAGUUGACCUGAAGACGUACAACAAUUAUAACGAGUUCUCCGUGGCACUCGAGAAGAUGUUCAGUGGCUUCACCAUCGGCCAGUGCGGUUCUCAUGCAAUACCAAGCCGAGAUGGGUUAUCCGAGAGCAGGUUGAUGGAUCUUCUGAGUGGUUCCGAAUAUGUGCUCACUUGUGAAGACAAAGAUGGUGACUGGAUGCUUGUCGGAGAUGUGCCAUGGGAGAUGUUCAUCGACUCUUGCAGGAGGCUGAGGAUAAUGAAGGGUUCAGAUGCAAUUGGACUUGCUCCAAGGGCCAUGGAGAAAUGCAAGAACCGUAACUAGGGGCCAUCGCCGACCCUUCUAUGAAAUCAAACAUGAAUCAGGUGCCUCCGUAGGGGCCUCCGAAAUGUUUAACAAGGCCACCGGCAACCGUCAUAUAUCUAUCAUAUUGCAUAGUUUGCUACUAAGACUCUGUUAGCUAAGAUUCCCUAGGAUCAUAUAAGCUAUUUAUGAUUGUGAAUUUGGUGUUUGUAUGUCUGUCUUGCUAUUGUUGUAUGUCUGAACAUUUGGCUUGCUGUUUGCAACUGUUAUAAUUGAAGUGUCCUAUUUGAGACUGCUGUUUACAA